Triticum dicoccoides is the source of this 1263-nucleotide messenger RNA. RefSeq lists its product as uncharacterized. NCBI's taxonomy places the organism in Eukaryota, Viridiplantae, Streptophyta, Magnoliopsida, Poales, Poaceae. The transcript has 8 exons. The coding region runs from base 1 to 1263 and encodes 420 amino acids. The record is from RefSeq and is a predicted model, not a curated record. Gene Ontology annotation, biological process: meristem development; meristem maintenance.
AUGGUUUGGCUUCUGGACGAUGUCUAUGACGUGCAACAUCGGGCCUACAUGAUGCGCGAGAAGGAUAAGAAGCUUGAACCUCUGAAGAUUCGGUAUCACGGGGUCUCUGGUCCUGCCAUGCCUUACGAUGAGCGGUACACACCGUACAUCAAGCAGGCAGGACUACUCCCGUGGAUUCUGUUGGCUGAGGAUGAUGUAGAGGAGGGAGAAGAGAAGAAGAAGAGGGAAAGGAAGGCAGCCGGAGCUGCUUUCACGUGGAUUCAAAAUAACUUUGCGACGUGCCCUCCGGAUGCAACUGAUGAUGUGAUCCAGACACAUGCUCGUGUGUAUAUGUGGUACAUUGUGUCGAGCACUUUGUUUCCUGACUCCACUGGCAAGAACGCUCCAUGGAUGUGGCUGAAGGCGUUGACCGUCUUCGAUAGCAAAUGGAGCUGGGGUUCAGCGACUCUUGCCUACUUGUACCGACAGCUGGAUGAUGCGUGUUGCAGGAUCACACCUAGUGCAGGCAUUGGUGGUAAUCUGCUUCUACUUUCUGUAUGGAGCUGGGAGCGUCUGCCUGUUGGACGCCCGAAGAGCGUCAGGUUUGAUCCUUGGUAUGCAGAUGAACAUGACGAAUUACGGCGCCCCACGUGGGCUUACAAGUGGGAUAUCGUUUCCGAGAUGACGAACGAUGUCAAUCUCAUGUACCAAAAGUACAUUGCCGAGUUGGACACGAUUACGCCUGAGCAGCCUCACCUGCCGGAUUGGGUGGACACGGAUAAAGCACUUCAUAGUAACUACGUACGAUGGUUUAUUGGAACUACUCGAGUUGAGAUAUGCCCGCCGGCAUAUAAUGAGGAUAUUCUUGAAGAACCCGUAAACUUUGAGGAUCUAGCAAAGGGGAAGUACAACAGAGAUGUCAGGCUAGGGCAAGGAGUCCCUGCUGUUACGGUGAUUAACUAUGUGCUUGAUGAUGACAUGACUUUGGCGGACGCUCAAGCUCGGUCCGCAUAUGUGUUCAAGCCUAGGCAGCCCAGACGCCGGUACACGCCCAACGACUAUGACAACAGAGGCAACCCAAAGGUGGUCGUAGGGACCUCACGGAUGGCUAGCUUGGAUGAUGAGGCGGAGGAGGAGGCGGAGGCGGAGGAGGCCAAAAUGGCAUCUGUUUCUGUAGUUUUGCUUAUAGCAGCACUGCAGCGCCUAACAUAUAGGCGCUGCACUGUACUGUGUGGCGCCCAACAAUUGGGCGCUGCACUGUAUAGUGCAGCGCCCUGUCCUUAG